AAGAAUGCUUCCUGCAUUCCCCAAGCUACCCCACCCAUGACCCCUGAUAAAGGCCCCGGCCCCUGGGCCCUGGCACUUGCUCUCGCCCUGCACCCUGGCCACACUUCAGACCUAGGAGGACCUCGUGUGGAGCUCUGGGCAACACAGCCUCCCCCUCUAGGACCUCGCCUAGCAGCCAGGACCCUGCGUGGAGAUGCAAGCUCCGGGGGCGCCCGUGGUCGUGGUGACUCAACAACCCACAUUCCGGGCUCCGCAGAACUCCAACUGGCAGACGGGCGUAUGUGACUGCUUCAGUGACUGCGGGGUCUGUCUUUGUGGCUCAUUUUGCUACCCGUGCCUUGGAUGUCAAGUCGCAGCUGACAUGAAUGAAUGCUGUCUUUGUGGAACAUCUGUGGCCAUGAGGACUCUCUACCGGACCCGAUACGGCAUCCCUGGGUCCAUUUGUGAUGAUUAUAUGGUGACCCUUUGCUGUCCUUACUGUUCUGUUUGCCAAAUCAAGAGAGAUAUCAACCGAAGGAGAGCCAUGAACGCUUUCUGAAGGACCAUGGUCAAGAGCUCAUAUUUGAAGCAAAUAAAAUCAGCACAUCCCUUCAGCUUGCAUGGUUCUCCUUUUGUACCUGAAAUACGAUGAAUCCCCUGAACCCAUGGAUGUCACGAAAAAAAUCAAAGUUUUGAAUGAAGUUGUCUGAAUUUUGUUAAACGGUCCAGCCCCGUUUGUUCUUGCUUUUGUAUUGUCACAAUUUUUGGCUUACAUAUUUUAAAAAUGAGAUUUAAACUAUAAACCGAAUCUCAUUUUACUAACAAAGUUCUCGAUGCUUCUUUCCUCUCACCAGAAUGUCUUUGUCACUAGUUAAUUUCAAAGGUCAAUUUCAUAAUUUUGUUCUCAUACUUCAGUGUCAAAGCAGGAGAUUCUGGUCCACAGCAACUCAAUAGCAUCCCACAGCGCCCCAUACCAGAACACGAAGUUCAUGUCCUCGCUGUUCUCUUCUGGUCCAGCUUCCUGCUAAUGCGCCUGGGAAUGCAGCGGGAGAUGGCCCACUGCUACCCACGUUGGGAGAUCCAGACGGAGCUCCUGGCUCCUGGCUUUGGCCCAGUCCCGGCUGUUGUGGCCAUCUGGGGAGUGAACCAAUGCAUGAACGACCUCUCCCUACCCCUAUUCCCAUACAUCACUCUGCCUUUCAAAUAAAGAAAUAAAUCUUUUUUAAAAGAAAUCCUACAGAUAACUAUCCUAAGACAGUUACGGUACAUUUAGCUAAUACUUCCGCACCUGUUCACAUUGCUAAUGCGGACAACGUGAGACUUUAUGCCAAAAGCACACUAUGUCUUUCUUCCCAACUGCACAUCUGAGGGUGUGUGAUGUCGUUGAUUUCCCUUCCCUUUUGAAUGUGAAUUAUCAAGGCAAGUAAUAAAAAUUCAAUUACUAAAUUCA
Molecule: messenger RNA, 1429 nt
Organism: Oryctolagus cuniculus (rabbit)
Lineage: Eukaryota; Metazoa; Chordata; Mammalia; Lagomorpha; Leporidae
Gene: PLAC8
Product: placenta associated 8
Source: RefSeq, a predicted model, not a curated record